Chaetura pelagica (chimney swift) is the source of this 903-nucleotide messenger RNA. RefSeq names its product mitochondrial ribosomal protein S7 (gene MRPS7). NCBI's taxonomy places the organism in Eukaryota, Metazoa, Chordata, Aves, Apodiformes, Apodidae. The transcript has 6 exons. Gene Ontology annotation, biological process: ribosomal small subunit assembly; translation. Gene Ontology annotation, cellular component: ribosome. The record is from RefSeq and is a predicted model, not a curated record. The coding region runs from base 1 to 795 and encodes 264 amino acids. Gene Ontology annotation, molecular function: mRNA binding; structural constituent of ribosome; rRNA binding.
AUGACUGGGAAGCUGGCUGUGCUGCUGAGCAAUGCUGGUCCUUUGGAACAGGCCCAGCAGGUAUACACCCUCAAGGCCACCCUCAACCUGGGACCUCACCUUGUCAGAGCUGUGGGCCCUCAGGCCCGGAAGGUGGAGAUGCCUCUCGAGCUGACACAGGUGAGAUGGAGUCGCUACAACCCCAGUUACUUGGAGCCAGAAGUGGACAAGGAAUUGUAUCAGAAACCUUUGGAGGAGCUGUCUGAAGAGGAAAAGGAAAAACUGGAGCUUAAGGCUGUUCAUCCCAUAAAAGCUGCCCCUCCCAGCCUCUCCAGCUCUGUGUUCAGCGACCCCAUGAUCAGUAAGUUCACCAAUAUGAUGAUGAAGAAUGGAAAUAAAGUGCUGGCCAGAAGCCUCAUGGCUCAGACUCUAGAGGCCAUUAAGAGGAAGCAGCUGGAGAAGUACCACAAAGCUCCAGAAGAUGAGAAGGAGACAAUUGAGUGCAACCCUUAUGUCAUUUUCCACCAGGCUCUGAAAAACUGCCAGCCCAUCAUUGGGCUCAGCAACAUCACAAGAGGAGGCAAGACCUACCAGGUGCCAGUCCCUCUGAAGGACAAUCGGAAGCGCUUCCUGGCCAUGAAGUGGUUGAUCACCGAGUGCCGGGAGAACAAGCCCCGGCGGACAAUGAUGCCUGAGAAGCUCUCCCAGGAGCUCCUCCAGGCCUUCAACAACGAAGGGCCCAUCAUCAAGAAGAAGCACACGCUGCACAAGAUGGCAGAGGCCAACCGGGCGUACGCCCACUUCCGGUGGUGGUAGGACCCUGUGCGUGGGACAUGAUGCCACCAGCAGAGCUCCAGGGCCACCUGCCUGGGAGAGGCUGGGGAGAAGAGCAAAAGGUGGCACCUCCCUUCCAGGCAGCUUCUG